This is a messenger RNA of Plenodomus lingam JN3, 207 nucleotides long. The record is from RefSeq and is a predicted model, not a curated record. NCBI's taxonomy places the organism in Eukaryota, Fungi, Ascomycota, Dothideomycetes, Pleosporales, Leptosphaeriaceae.
AUGAAAAGAGGCGCCCUACAAAUAGAACCGGCUUAUGAAACCGCUGUUCGUCGAGUGAACGGCUAUGGAUCGCCGCACAGAGCUGCGUUUGACGUUCGCCUGAGGCGCGCGAGCAUGCAGGCCGUCACACUGGUGUGGCGCACAGGCGGCGGUGACGCAUCACGAAUCCAGCCAGGAUGCAUCAUGCUGGAGACGUGCAGGUCUUGA